AUGUCUUCUUCAGACCUCCCUUUCACUCGUCUUCGAAAGGAGACUGAAGUAGCUAUUCUAUCUGUACUCAGAGCUUGUUAUUUGACCAAAAACGUCCAGGACACUCUGGUAAAUCAAGAUACAAUCACCAAAAAAGAUAAAUCCCCAGUUACAGUUGCCGACCUCUCCGCUCAAUCUUUGAUCUCACUUCAUCUUUCAGAACAUUUCCCACAAGAUCUGAUCAUAGGCGAAGAAGACACGUCCGAGCUUCGAGUCAAUGAUCCUCUCCGAGAGAAAGUCGUAAAGCUUGUUAGCGAGGGUUUCCAGAGAGAAGAAGGCUGGGGCAAAGACAAGACUUUUAGCGAAGAUCAAGUACUUAGUGCAAUCGACGCUGGUUCAGCUGAGGGUGGAGCUAAAGGUAGAUUCUGGACUAUUUUGACGGAACAUCGGGGUUCAUCCGACAUCAACAAUAUGCUGUUUGUCUAG
Molecule: messenger RNA, 465 nt
Organism: Kwoniella shivajii
Lineage: Eukaryota; Fungi; Basidiomycota; Tremellomycetes; Tremellales; Cryptococcaceae
Exons: 5
Coding region: 1-465 (154 amino acids)
Biological process (GO): sulfate assimilation
Molecular function (GO): 3'(2'),5'-bisphosphate nucleotidase activity
Source: RefSeq, a predicted model, not a curated record